AAUUCAUGAUUUCAACUAACUUGAACGUUACUGUAUCAGCUAUUGUAUUCAAAUAGUAAGUACAAGUACGAAAACAAACGGUCAUAGUUUAUAUUGUUGUACAAUAUUGUUGCAAAUCGAUAUUACGUUGUCAAUAAUGAACGAAGAUCCAAGAGAGGUUCUCGCUCUUCUGAAUUCUCUGGGAUUCGUUGGAAUAACUGCCGAACAACUUAAAGGUUUUAUGAAAGAUUUGAAGCUAUACAGGAAAAUAAAGGAACGCGAGAAGCAACAGAGAAAGGAACAAAUUAAACAGAAAAUAAUUGAUAAACAAAAAAAUGAUAUCAAAGAAAUUCUUAGGGAACGGAAAAAAGAGUUUCAAUCUACAGAGAAUACAAUAUCUACAGACACUUCUAAUUCUUACAAUAACGAACCUCUCGUCAAGGUGAAGGUAAAGUGCUUAAAACAAGUAAGAAAACGCAAUAAAGAAAAUAAGGAGUUAACAAAUUAUGGAAUUAGUCACACAGAUACAAAAGAAAAAAUAAAUAUUACAAAAACAAAAUCCACAAAAGCAUCUGACUAUUCCCAUGUUAAACCUGCUAGUGUAUUAUACGAUGACGAAAAUAGUACUGGUUGCUUAGAAAGUAGAAAAAAAUAUCCCGACUUGUCGCAACAGGAUUCUUAUACGACAAGAAAAUAUAAAGUAAAAACAAAAAAUAAUAAUAUAGCACAUCAAGAGGAACUAACAACUUUGCAAUCUGUUCGUCCUAUGAGUGCUCCAAAUAUAUUGGAGCAUGAACGUAUUGGUAGCAGUCAAACAAAGAGUAUAUUGUCCACAAAAACCUCUCGCUCUGGAGUCAAGUCAUUUAUUAGACCAUGGAAAUUACAACCGGAAGCUCAAAAAGGUUCAAAUAUUAAAAAAUCCGAUCCAGUUGCGCUUUAUCAAAAGUAUCAGCAAGAAUGGAAACAGAUAUCCUUUCCUGGAGAAGCUAAACACGCGGGUCUAAGAUGGGCAAUCCGCGAAAAAAUGUUAGGCUACGAUCCUCACUCCAUGCCUAUUCCCAAAAAAUCGACCAGCAUGCCGAUACUAAAGAAAAAAUAACCUUUGUAAAAUUAGGACUUGAAUUUCAUAGGAUUGAAUAGUUGGAAGGAAAGUAAAUCUUAUCGACACCUUUUUCUAACUACCAUAAGAAAGAAAACUGUUUACUGUUAAAAAUAAAUAUAAAUUGACAAACAUUGGA
This is a messenger RNA of Hylaeus volcanicus, 1217 nucleotides long. RefSeq names its product centriolar and ciliogenesis-associated protein HYLS1-like. NCBI's taxonomy places the organism in Eukaryota, Metazoa, Arthropoda, Insecta, Hymenoptera, Colletidae. Gene Ontology annotation, biological process: cilium assembly. The coding region runs from base 137 to 1078 and encodes 313 amino acids. The record is from RefSeq and is a predicted model, not a curated record. Gene Ontology annotation, cellular component: centriole; non-motile cilium. The transcript has 4 exons.